This is a messenger RNA of Notothenia coriiceps (black rockcod), 4359 nucleotides long. Its product is annotated as dystrophin-related protein 2-like. The transcript has 7 exons. Lineage: Eukaryota; Metazoa; Chordata; Actinopteri; Perciformes; Nototheniidae. Gene Ontology annotation, cellular component: plasma membrane. The record is from RefSeq and is a predicted model, not a curated record. Bases 37 to 813 code for a protein of 258 amino acids. Gene Ontology annotation, biological process: synaptic signaling.
GUGUGUGUGUGUUUGUGUAUCUAUAGAUUGGCGGAAAUGGAGAGCCAGAAUUGUUCAUUCUUCACCGACAGCCUGUCUCCUGAUGAAAGUCUGGAUGAAGAUCAGUACCUCCUGCGUCACUCCAGCCCAGCCCUGGACCAUGACUCCCCCUGUGGACAACACAUGCUGCUGGCCCACCUGGAGCACCAGGACCAGGAGCAGCUCCAGUGCACCCUGGCCCGCCUGGAGAACGAGAACAGGGUGCUGCAGAGCGAGUACAGGAGGCUCAAGUGGAAGCACGAGGAGGCGGCGUCUGUUCCCAUGCUGACCGAGGCCGGAGAGGGCGGCCCAGGUUCACCCACCGAGGGGGGGCCGCAGGACGAGGAGCUGCUGGCCGAGGCACGGGUCCUCCGGCAGCACAAAACGCGCCUGGAGACCCGCAUGCAGAUCCUGGAGGACCACAACAAGCAGCUGGAGUCGCAGCUCCGCAGGCUGAGGGAGCUCCUGCUACAGAAAUACAAAAGAUACCCAAAGAUGACUCGGAGGCCAACGGAUCAGAGCCGUCGACCCUGUCUUCUCCCGUGUCUGGUGGGGGGGGUCACCACGGAGAGCAUGCGAGCAGAGAGACCACCGACACUGAAGCAGCAGGAGAUGAUAUGGCGCACGAACAGGAUACGGUGCUGCAGCUCCAGGAAGUCAUCGAGCAGCUUAGAAACGUCUUCCCUUCAGAACCGGGCUCCACCUCACACAUCUAACACCAAGUGGGCCUGGAGGAGCAGAAUGAAGACCUGUAAAGGACGCCUGAUGGCAGAGGGAGGAGCUCCGUACGGCUGAGGUCGGCCACAGUUCACCAGGCCCUGAGACCACUGCAGCAGCUAUGAUACCCAGAGCUAACCCUCUACUGGAAUCUGUGCACUAAAAGCCUUUUUCAUGCUAACUGCUAAAGGCUAACGCUGAUGUCCGUUUGGCCAGGCUGUGCUUCAUGACUUCAGGGGUGCAGCCUGACACCGUGUUAACCAGCCAAAGGAAACUAACGUUAGCAGCAGGUCAGGGAGACACUAAAGUAAAAGGACAUGCCCAGCCAAGACACUGUGCUAACCAGUAUCUGUGUAGUCGUUCAGAGGUGUGAAGCUUUAUAUGUCCACAGCACAAAUUGGACCUCCCAUGAGGAGAUCUUUAAAAAAAAAAUGCAAAAAGGAAUACGAAGUGUAUCCCCUUGUUUUGUCAAAAAUGUCUGUGUCUUCUGUUUUGUUGUUUUCUACUUGAAUGUGAUAUCACGGUUGUUGUUCUUUGUUUUUGAACUGAGGCUGUUAGAGAUUGCUAGAGUAAGCAGGAUCAGGGCUGGGCUGACUGUAUCUCAUGUGGCUGCGUGGUGCAGAUUGUCAGGGAGUUGACAGCACCCACAACAAGCUUAUUUACUUUGUGAGAAAGACACAUCAUCAGUUGAAUCCAUGAUUUAUUUAAGACAGCCAAAGUGCCCGCUAGCACAGCGCCUCUGUAUGCACACACUGUGCUCCUCUAAUCCUCUCCAACUGCUUCUCACUCUCAUUGCUCGCCUCUCCUAAGUGAGCCCUUUACGCCGAUACAGAACCACUUGCACUCACCAUAGAUGCAUAAACACACACACAUGUGCUGCUACAUAAACAUUCACCCUUCCCUCAUUGUGCACAAACGGUUCCCUGUUUGAUCAAUAAUAUGUGCCAUGCAUCCUCUCUAAAAGAUACAGACACCUCCGUUUGAAAUGGAGAUCCAUUUCAUCUCUCUGGCCCGCAGGAUUUAGACCAGCCUUCAGUUUUGAGACAAUUUGAAUUGUGGCAGAAACUGGAUUUUGUGCAGGAAAUGUCUGCUGACUAAUAUCAGCACGCAGGCGUCCACUCUGGGAACUUAGCGUCCUCCUGCAGUGUGCAGAGAAAGAGAAGGAGGUAGAUCCAGGCAGCAAGCCUCUCUUUCUCUCUCUGUCUACCUGGCCAAUUCCAGACACUACAGGGGGGAGCAGGGCACACCACCAUAACGCGGCUCUACACUGACAUCAUCCUGGAUAAUCCCUACUCUCAGUCUAUAUCUUUAUAGAACACUAGCUAUUGAUUCUACAUGCCUCAUUUUCCCUCGCUAAUGCGUACCUAAUUACUUUUUAGAUCCACAAAGAGACGCCAGGUUGAAAUGGAGUUGUCCUCAUUGUAUGAGGGUCAUAGGGUGGGUUCUGUUCUAAACACAGCACAGUCAUUGAAUGCCUUAAAACCAAACUGGAUCCAUCGUAAAUAUGGACUUUUUCAUUUAGUUUUUACAUUCAGGGACAGCAGGUGGUUGAAUUGGGCUCACAGGACAUGGAAAAGGAAGGAUCACAGCGCAUGAGCGUCCAUACAUUGAAACCAGUUAUAAUAGGACUUUUAUGGGUGAACAUCAACAUGCUGGGGGUGCCUGGAGGGAAUAAAGAUCUGAGAAACAAGAAAGGAAAGGUGGAAAAAAAAGCCCAAUCCAUUUAUUGCUCGAGGGCUGGUGUGAGAGAUCCAUUUUGAUGUGCCUGCUACAGUGGAAAUCUCCAGGAGCAGGAUAAGAGAACGCCUGAAACAACUAAACUGUGGCUCUGUGUUUCACAGUAAAUCAUACUGGCUGGAGAUACACAUACACCCAGUUAGGAAUUCAUCUUAGACCUUAAAGCGACUUUCUGACCUCACACAUGAGUUUGAAACCCAUGUGCUGCAUUCAUUACGGCUCCCCCUCCAGGCACACAGCACUCACACUUUGACACCACCAUCCUCAGCACUCGCUGCCUGUUAGUUUUGAUACUGUUGCUAGGGAACUGUCCCCAAGGAUGCAGUUCCACAGGUUUGUGAAUUUGAAAGGUGAUGUUUUCCCGUUCAUAAUACAAAUGCUAAUAGCCUUAAGAGAAGCUAGAGAGAUCGCCCUUCUCCUCUUCUUCACUCCCACCUCCAAUAAAGCAUGUUGCUGUUCAGCUGCUGAAGAGCCAUUAUCAUCUGUUGAAUCCAUCCCAGGCAACACUUAAGAUUUGUUUUCAGUUAAGGUCUCACAGGUCGAAACAAAGGGCAGCUUGGGUCAUGGAUAAAAGAAAAAAAAGCAAUGUUUAUUCACAGACAUGCAUUUAUUGGUAUUCACACAUCUCAUUACACAUUGAUGAAACCCCAUACAUCUGUUUGUGGGCACACAAGCUGAUGUCACAGUGACAUUGUGGGAGAAAAAAGAAGAGGAGGAACUCCCAAUAGGGCUGCCAGUCAGCAUUGUGUUUAUUUUAAGACAGUAUAAAGGAGUAGGAUAGAAAUAAAUACAGAAGGUGGUUACAUGACCGUUUGUCCCCAUGUGUCACCCAGCUGCUGUGUGACACCAGCGUCUAUUAUUAUUAAACCUUUAUUCAACAAGGUGGUCCCAUUGAGAUCGUCAAUCUCUUUUUCAAGGGAGACCUGUCAUAAAUUAACUUCCACUGUCAUCCAGCUGCAGGAGAGUCGUUUCUCUUUGACCGUGUGAUCCUCUGGGGUCUGGUCCAUGUACAUCUUUCUAUGCUGGUCAUGGUUCCCUAUAUUCCCCAAACACACAGAACGUACCCUGCUCCCUGUGGCGUGACUGAAGCAGUGUGAUUGAAGAAAAAGGCUCUCCAUAUCACCCCAGAGGACACUGCUUUCUCUGUCAAGACUGCAUGUAGCCGGCCAACAUGCGAAUGGUCAUAACUCCCCUGCCUUUGCUUAACAACCUCCAUUUUUGCUAUUAUGAUGCAUCUAAGCUAGUGUGUCACCUCUCACAUCACAGGGCAAUGAAUCAACUAAUCUGUUGACAACACUAACAUCAUUUCACACACACUCAUAUCAUACUGAUGAUCUGAGUUUUUUUAAUUUUUUUAAUCACCGUUAAUAUACCUCAUUAAUUAUUCAAAUGUUAAUUGUUUAAUGGUUUUUAUUUUAUGUUGUUGUCCAGCACUCAAACACUUCUUGCUGUCCUUUCUCUGGAGUUUUUAAUCUGUAUAAAAACGUUUUCUGAAGAAAGGCUUUUUACUGUAAUAACGAUUGGGUUACUGGCUGCUUUCUACUCUUUGUGUACAGAAAUAAAAAUAUUUGUAUUUGGCAAACUCCUCAUCUUCCUGUGCUUUUUUUAUGCGGGUGCAGUUAUCCCUUUGAGAACUGAAUAAUGAAACUUAACUCAGAAUGGGGCCAAAUGCAGGUUGUUGAUAUUAAUUUUUCUCAUUCUGUUUAUAUUUGGUUUCAAUGUGGCAGAAUCAAUAUUUCCUGUUGAGACUUGAGGCUUGACUGUUCAUCACGUAACUUCCCUGCUGUUUCACUUUCUACAUCCAUAUUGCUGUUAGUCUAGAUAUAUUCUUCUCUCCCUCAGCUUCCCCUUUGAUCUAUUCUGAUUGAGUGACAUCAUUUCCUGUCU